This is a messenger RNA of Pollicipes pollicipes, 2721 nucleotides long. RefSeq lists its product as uncharacterized. Lineage: Eukaryota; Metazoa; Arthropoda; Thecostraca; Pollicipedomorpha; Pollicipedidae. The record is from RefSeq and is a predicted model, not a curated record. Gene Ontology annotation, molecular function: protein binding; creatine kinase activity. Gene Ontology annotation, biological process: phosphocreatine biosynthetic process.
AUGAUCCAGAUCCGGAUCCGGAGCCACAGAUCCACUGGCCGCCCGGACUGGGAGUCCACCACGUCCGAGCCGCCGCCCAGCCCGCGGCUCGACGAGAAGGACGUGACCUCGGCUCAGAUCGACACCUGGAUCCGCCAAGGCGACCUGGAGAAGCUGGAGCAGGUGCUGGUCGACGGGCACGGCGACAGUCUGCACGGCAAAACGGCCUGGAACGAGCAGGCGCGAGGUAUUCUCAAGGCGGCACCCGCCUUCAUGGAGCAGAUCGCGGCCAUACACAUCGCGGCAGCGCGCGGCGAUGUGGCCGAGGUCAAGGAACUGGCGCGCAUCAAGGGCCCCCACUCGAAGUCCGCCAAGCUGGUGCAGUCGCUAGACGAGCAGGGCCGGCUGCCGCUACACCUGGCCGCCUGGUACGGACACACGCCCGUCAUCCAGUUUUUGACCGAGCGCUACCCGGCCGGCGUGCAUAUCCUGGACAAGGACUCGCGGGCGCCUCAGCAUUAUGCGGCUAUGGCCAGCGAUUCUAAGAAGGCCAAGAAGAACUACAACUACUUGAUUGAAAAGGGUGGCAACGAUAAUGUGAAGGAUUUGCGCGGCAACACCGCCAGCUACUACCUAACCAACCCGGCGGACGAGUCCCGGCCGCCAACGCCCGAGAAGGGCGCUAAACUUCGGGAACGGAACAGGACCCAGGACCGCGGCCGGGACCAGGACCAUGACCGGGACCGGGACCGGGACCGGGACCAGGACGGGGGCCGGCGGUCGCGCGGGCAGUCACGCCACUCGCCGCGGCGAGGCAGCGACCGCGGAGAGGACGCGGACAUCGAUAUGGACACGGUGGAGAGGAUGCUGCUCACCGGUCGAGGCGAAGAGCUCAAGGGCGCCCGGUCAAAGGAUCCUGAUGUGCAGGAGCUGCUGGACUCUGUGCCGUAUAUCCUGGGCAAGAUAGAGAGCGCGCACCGCGCGGCGGAGAGUGGCGAGACCCGCGACGUGCAGGCGCAGCUGGACCGCAGGAAGUUGGCCGGCUCGACGCUCAAGGAUGGCGCCAAUCCGCUGCACCGGGCCGCGUUCAUGGGACACGCCGGCGUUGUCCGCUACCUGGCGCAGAACUUCCCGGACACGAUGGAGGCGGCGGACAGGAACGGCCGGACACCGCUGCAUUACGCCGCCGGGAGCCGGGACGGCGGGCACUGCUACAAACUGCUGCAGAGAGCCGGCGCGCGCGAGGACGCUACGGACAAGCGAGGCCGCGAGCCGCGGUACUACCUGGAGCACCGCGGCGCGCUCCGCUACACUUCCGUGGACCAGCAGACGGAGGACUACGCCGACUCCGAGGACGAGGCUGACGCCGGAGCCGGCGCGAGCCACCGCAGUCCGGACCGGCUGGGCGCCGGCUCGCGGCUGGACGGGCGGCGCGCCAGCAUGGACGAGCACGGCUCGCGCAGCGUCAGCCGCGCCUCAGCCGCGCCCGACAUCGAGUUCACCGAGGACGCCAGCCGAGACGAGGUGGACGAGAUCGAGCGCGCCUUCGAGACGCUGCAGCGCUCCUCGUCCAAGUCGCUGCUGCGCAAGCACCUGACGCGCGAUGUGCUGGAGCAGGUGAAGCGGCGCCGCACGCGCCAUGGCGCCACGCUGAUGGAUGUCAUUCGCUCUGGCGUGGCCAACCUCGACUCGGGCGUGGGCGUGUACGCCCCGGAUGGCGACGCGUACACCGUGUUCGCGCCUCUCUUCGACCCCAUCAUUGAGGAAUACCACGCCGGCUUCGGGCCGGCCAUGCGCCAGCCGUCCAUCUCCUUCGGCCACCCGAAAGCAGCUGCCAAGGUGCUGGGAAACCUGUCGCGGCUGGGCAAGUACGUCAUCAGCACGCGCAUCCGAACGGCGCGCAGUCUGGAGCAGUUCCCACUGAACCCGCUGAUGAACGAGCACGACUAUCUGGACCUGGAGUCGGAGGUCAGCCAGGUGUUGAAGGACCUCAAGGGCGACCUCGCAGGUACUUACUACCCGCUGGACGGCAUGAGUGCUAAGGACAAGAAGCAGCUCAUCGACAACCACUUCCUCUUCAAAGAGGGCGACCGCUUCCUGCAGGCGGCCAACGCGUCGCGCCAUUGGCCCAAGGGCCGCGGCAUCUUCCACAACGAAGCCAAGACGUUCCUCGUCUGGAUCAACGAGGAGGACCACCUACGCGUCAUCAGCAUGGAGCAGGGCGGCAACGUGACCAGCGUGUACGCACGCCUCGUCACGGCCCUCGUCAACCUCGGCAAGCAGCUGCGGCUGCGGCGCGACCGCCGACUCGGCUCUGUCACAUUCUGCCCGACCAACCUGGGCACGGCCAUCCGCGCCUCGGUGCACAUCCGGCUACCGCGGCUGGCGCGCAACCCGGCGCAGCUGGAGGCGGCGUGCGCGCGGCUCGGCCUGCAGGUGCGCGGCACGCACGGCGAGCACUCGGAGAGCGAGGAGGGCGUGUUCGACCUGAGCAACAAGCGCCGCCUGGGCCUCACUGAACUCGACGCUGUCACCGAGAUGUACCGCGGCGUCUCGGAGAUCAUACAGAUGGAGCGCGACGCCAAGAAGUAGUGGGCGCCGGACGGCGGGGUGCGGACUCUGGGCGGCUGUGGCGGCAGCGACGACCGGUACGCGUCGAAUACCGACAACGGCACAGGCGCGGACUAUGGGUACCUAGGAGAGAUGAAUGGGGGCGCUGUAGAGGACGCGCGUGUGGUGAUU